This is a messenger RNA of Miscanthus lutarioriparius, 210 nucleotides long. The record is from the annotation of a GenBank genome assembly. Lineage: Eukaryota; Viridiplantae; Streptophyta; Magnoliopsida; Poales; Poaceae.
AUGGACGACGGCAUCAACUGCUACGUGGUCCCGCAGACCACGGGCACCGGGCGGAACAUCUUCCAGGGAGGCAGCCCAUUGCAGGAGUCGCUGCCGCUGCUCGGCGUGCAGCUCGUCCUCAUCGUCGCCAUCACCCGCGUACUCUACUUCCUUCUCAAGCCGUUCAAGCAGCCCCGCGUCGUGUCCGAGAUCAUGGCACGUCCAUCCUAG